This is a messenger RNA of Schistosoma turkestanicum, 2127 nucleotides long. Lineage: Eukaryota; Metazoa; Platyhelminthes; Trematoda; Strigeidida; Schistosomatidae. The record is from the annotation of a GenBank genome assembly.
GUGCUUGCUUACGUGAGAUUAUUUAAGUAGCGUCGAUGACAAGUGUCCAAGCUGAAAGUGUCAUUACUAGGAUUGUUAAAGAAAUAGUUCAGCAGUGUAUUUUAAGAGGACAUGAAGUUUCUGAGACCCUUGUGGCAUUUAUUGUUAAAGCAGUUGUUCUUGAUCCUGAAUCAGGAUUUCUACCUGAUAAACCACUUGGAAAUGAAGACAUAAAGAAGUUGAUUGAACUAUGUGUCAACAGAAUAACUAACCAACGGUCACCAUCCAUCGACACGAUAAAAAUGCAGAUUUUCUUCGAAUUAAAUCAUCUUAAGAAAAACGAAUUCCUAAACGAGCAUCAUCGCGUAUUAGAAAAGCGUUUGGAACCUGUGUUACGUGAAGUUAUGGAGAGUAGAGCAAAAUUACGGGAAGAACUAGAAGCUGCUUAUCAAAAUAUUAUAUCAGCUAUAUUAUUAAGAUCAGGUCUUGGAUCUCCAACGAACAUGGAAGUUAUCAAAGAAACUACAGCUGCACUUCAAAGUAUCUUUCCACAGACAGAUAUUGCAAGCUUCUUAGCAGCUAGUGCUAAUCAAAAAAGAAAACAAUUAUAUGAAUUUACUGGUCUAGUCACUGGUAUACGUCUAUAUAACAAAGACUGUAAUAAAGGAGGAGCUGGAAUUGAUGAUCUCCCACAUUUAUUAAGUGAAGGAGUGCCUAUAACACUAAAAACAGUUGGUGAAGAAAUUGGAAAAUCCAAUGAACUGGCUGCUAUUUACACAAGUCUUUUCUUGAAAUUAUCUACUAUUGAUCCGACGCCCGAAGUUAGUGCUUUAAUAAGCACUGCUAAAGAUAUGGAGAUUACACCGGACUAUUUACGGGCUGCUGUAGUCAAUGCUAGACAAUACGGAAAUUUUCUGAGAAUUAUUGAAAGCGAGCUUAAUGAAAUGUUGGCAAGCAUAGAAAAAAUAGUUGAUAGCUUUCAAAGUCUAAUGAAAAAGUUGCAUACUGUAAUAAGUGAUCGUCCAGCUGUACCAAGUAACGAAGUUUAUCCUGGAUUCCUACAACUUGCCAAUUAUUGGACAAGUUUCCAAGAUGAAAUGGUUUUCCUAUCAGUAUUAACCAGUACUUUAAAUACAUUACAAACAUAUUUUGUUGGACGUCAGUUAAAAUGGACAAAAGAACAAAUGUAUAAUUUUAUUUCAGAUAAUGAGGUUACAUUCGACGAAGAUCGUAAGCAUCAUGAGCCAUUAAAUGCAGAGUACUGUAAGGGAAAUCAGUGUGUUUUCCCACAUUCUUCACCAGGCGAGACUAAUCUUAAUAUUGAAUGUGAAGGAUUUUGUAUCUGGUCAUUAGUACGUUAUCAAGGUCUACUGGUACCAGCUGAUGUUCAUAUGGGAGUGUUAGUCUUGCCUCCAGAUAAUAAAAUGUAUGCAUUCAGUACACCUGAAGCAGCAAAAGAAUUUGUGAUGGAUUCCGAUAAUUUUUUAAAGGCUAUACCAGAAGUUGUACGACGUUUACCUGAACUAAUUCCAAUUUUGAAACUUAAUUACCUUUUUUCAAAAGGAAUUUCUUGUACGAAUAAUCAAUUUUCUAAAAAUCAAGGUUCUAAGUUCGACUCCGGCACGCAAACAUUAUUGCAUCCAAUAGAAACGUAUAUUGAUAAAAAUUAUCAUUGGAAUGAGUGGGAACUGAGAAAAAAUGCUUUAAAGUUGGUAAAUUUGCGGAAAAAAGCCACAGAUUCUGUUCAAACAAUUUUAAGCAACUGGAAAAGAGAUAAUGCAACUCAAGUUUAUUUAAUGAAAGAAACUGGUACAACAACUAAAGAGGAUGGUUAUACACAAGUUCCAAAACCAAGCGUAUUUAUACAUGGAUUACGUGGUUGUGGUGCUAUUGAUUCAGUGCCGAAUGCAACUGAAGCAGUGAAUAAUCAAGAAAGUUGGACAAAAUUAUAUCGUGAAACAAUUGCUACAAAAAUUGAUUUAACUAUACCUGUGGAACAGCAAUUAUUGGGAAAUUUGCAUAAAGUAACAAUGAAUUAGAACAUAUGAUUUUAAGACAGAAAAAUUUAAAUGUUAACGUAUACCUCAUUGAGAAUUCAUGUAUUCCAAAGUUAAAUUAUGGCAGAUUAUUUGAAAAUGAACAUUGUAA